CAUAUGCAAGAUGAAAGUAUAAUACAGUUUACAGAUAAGUUUGUCUCCCUCUAUAGACUGUUAAUGCAUUAUUCGGUUAUGUGUAUAAACUAAUCAAAAUUCUCAAUAGUUCAUAAAGACGACAUUCAGGAUGGUCCGUAACGGUACUCAUUAUAUCUAUAUAUUUUCCAAAGAAAAAUAUGUAUUAUACUCUAAUCUUUAGUGCUAAAGUCAACAACAAGACUCACUUGUAUAAGAUUCUACUGUAUGAUCAUUUAUCAAGCUACAAGUUUAAUUUCCAAUUAAUUUUGAGAUGGCGAAGCUUCUCUCCGAUGGCACAAUUUAUGAAGCAGUGCCCCAAAACUAUGUUAUGCCUAUGGAGAAGCGCCCAGGAAAUGUUAUUCCCGCGUGGGAAGCGAUCCCGGUGGUGGAUCUCAAAGGAGGAAAUCCUAACGGAGAAGAACUUGCAACAGUUGUGGAGCAAAUUAUUGAUGCUGGAAAAGAAUUUGGUUUCCUUCAGGUUAUCAACCACGGUGUGCCGGAGAACGUGAUCAACGAAAUGAUGCGCGUUGCCGAGGAGUUCUUCGACAUGCCGAUAGAGGAGAAGCUUCCUUAUUACUCAACCGAUCUAAGCAAGCUUCCUAGGCUUCAUACAAGCGCCCCUGGAAAAGAGCAUGAGGAGGUUUCAUAUUGGAGAGAUUGCCUAAAGCUUGCCUGCUACCCUACAGAAAAUUUCAUGCAUACGUGGCCUGAAAAACCAAGAAAAUUUAGGGAGGCUCUCCUGGUAUAUACAAUGGAGGUGAGAGGUGUAGCUUUAAAAUUGUUGAAGCUCAUAUGCGAAGGACUAAGGCUUGACGAAGGGUACUUCGACGGCGAGCUCAGUGGGGGUGGACUUGUCACGAGCGUGAACCACUACGUGCCAUGUCCAGACCCGAGUUUAACUUUGGGUGUGCCUGGACACUGUGACCCGAAUCUCAUCACUAUUCUUCUUCAAGGAAAAGUUAAUGGCUUACAAGUCUUAUAUAAGGAGAACUGGAUUGGAGUGGAGCCUAUUCCAGGUGCUUUUGUCGUGAAUUUCGGGGAACAGUUAGAGAUAAUUACUAAUGGAAUGAUGAAGAGCGCAGAGCACCGAGCAGUGACCAACAAAACAGCCUCAAGAACAACAAUUGCCUCGUUCAUCGCACCUACUAUGGAUAGCCUCAUCUCUCCAGCACCGGCGUUGAUCAAUGAGAAGAACCCUCCACUCUACAGAUCCUUCCUCUACAAAGAGUUCUUUGCAUCUUUUAUCACCAAUAUAGGCGACCAAGAGCAUGUGGCGGAAGGCUUUAAGAAUAAAACUAGCUAAAAUUUUUGUACUACAGUACAUGAAACUGCCUGUGUUUGACAUGCUAGUUAUCUCAUUAAAAGCACUGCGAAUAAGGAUUUAAUUCCUUAAUCUUACUGGUUCUUAUAACUCUAGAGAAAGAGUUAUCCUUCGGUCAAAAUAAAUCUGAAGGAAUAAAAUUCGUUUGAUUUAGGAAAUACCUAUUUGAAUUUUUUUUGAGUCCGGUUGCGAGGUCUGAACAAAUAGUAGGUAUGAAUCAUAGUUCAAAUAUUUCUUUUCUUGAUCUAUGUCACCUCUCCAACUAUCUCUCCACUAGGUAGGAUUUUAUUGGCCCAAGCCUUUAUUUGUUGAGGAGAAACUGGUCCAAUUCUGCUUAGCAACAGUCGGACAAGUGGGUAAUGUUGGGGUGAACCAAAAAAGUUUGGGUAGAGCCGGAUAACGUUGGUUACAUUUCUUUAUGUUAUCUGUACCAGUAACCUGUUUAUGGAUGAGUGCUAUUGGGGUAGUCGGUCUGGCUCUGAACCUACGUGCCUAUGACUUCGUUUCCCAAGAAAUCCGUGCAGCAGAAGAUCUUGAAUUUGAGACUUUGGGUUGUACCAUACGAGAAACAAGGAGGUCAACCACUUCAAAUAUACAACAUGGAUUCAGGCAAUGCAAUGGAGUUGACCCUCACGUCGAUCCGAAUGAAUCAGUCUUUCUACAGAGGUAAAUCUUUAUUCAUUACCCUUGAGGAUCAGUCGUGGUCUUAUAGACUAUACCAAUAUUCUGGACGAAUUCGUUGCUUCAUCCAAAUGUGUAAAAGAUCAUAAUCGCACUUAAAAGCCGAGCUCAAUUCAAAUAAGAAUAUUGGGUUUACUUUUUAAA
This is a messenger RNA of Ananas comosus (pineapple), 2167 nucleotides long. RefSeq names its product 2'-deoxymugineic-acid 2'-dioxygenase-like. The transcript is spliced from 4 exons. The record is from RefSeq and is a predicted model, not a curated record. The coding region runs from base 293 to 1324 and encodes 343 amino acids. Lineage: Eukaryota; Viridiplantae; Streptophyta; Magnoliopsida; Poales; Bromeliaceae.